GCCAGAACCGGAAGUGGACACUGCAAAACUGUUGCUGAUGCAGUUCACCUGCGAUUGGAGUGUCCAAGCGACAGCUGCCUUCCAGUUUCUCAUCGAGUUUAAAGUCUAAACCUUUGCAAAGAUGAUAUCUCUCACUGAUUCACAAAAAAUCGGGAUGGGACUAACAGGCUUCGGAGUGUUCUUCCUAUUCUUCGGGAUGAUCCUGUUUUUCGACAAAGCACUCCUCGCUAUCGGAAACAUCCUGUUUGUGGUGGGCCUCGCUUUUGUCAUUGGUCUGGAAAGGACUUUCAGGUUCUUCUUCCAGAAACACAAGAUGAAGGCCACCAGCUUCUUUCUCGGGGGUGUGUUCAUCGUCCUGAUUGGAUGGCCUAUCAUUGGAGUGGUGCUCGAGUUUUAUGGCUUUUUCCUUCUGUUCAGGGGUUUCUUCCCGGUGGUUAUUGGGUUCAUCAGGAGGAUACCCAUCCUCGGCUCGUUGUUAAACCUGCCCUUCAUUAAUGGGUUUGUGGAGAGAGCGGGCGAGAGCAACAGCAUGGUAUAACAGACACUGUGUCUUUCCUUCUCUUAUUUAUGACGGAUUUCCUUUAACAAACUGAUUUGAGAUCUAAAAGCCAUGCUGAUUUUCUUUACCCUUUGUACACAUGUGUGUGUGUGUGUGUGUGUGUGUGUGUGUGUGUGUGUGUGUGUGUGUGUGUGUGUAUGAGAAUGAGAGAGAGAGAGACUUAUAUUUUUAAUCUAUAGAAAGCCAAUCCUUGUGUGUGGGAACUGAAACAGACCGGCAUGUGGAGUUAUUUAUAUACAUAUUAUAAGGUCUGUUUUUGCUGUAUCCAAAAAAAAAAAAAAGACAAAGAAGACAAAGAAAGAAAAAGAAAAAUUCUCCCUGUCCUUCUUCAUGUCCAUGGAGGGAACUGUGCAGGACGAUGUAAAACAGCCAGAAGGGUUUGUCCUGUUACAAUGACUGCACUUUGCUUCAGGUUGCUUCAGCCAACACUAACGUCUCUUACGUGAACGGUUCACAAUCAGUACUUUAUUUUUUAAACAAUGCAAUUUUUCUAUUAAAGUAUUGAGAUACUGUUGUCAUACUUGCUUUGAACUUUGUAAAUACAGUUUUACAAAACCCGCAAA
Messenger RNA from Silurus meridionalis, 1122 nucleotides. It is a transcript of the gene golt1ba, whose product is annotated as golgi transport 1Ba. The transcript has 5 exons. Gene Ontology annotation, cellular component: membrane; endoplasmic reticulum. The record is from RefSeq and is a predicted model, not a curated record. Lineage: Eukaryota; Metazoa; Chordata; Actinopteri; Siluriformes; Siluridae. Gene Ontology annotation, biological process: retrograde transport, endosome to Golgi; endoplasmic reticulum to Golgi vesicle-mediated transport. The coding region runs from base 122 to 538 and encodes 138 amino acids.